Molecule: messenger RNA, 1933 nt
Organism: Orycteropus afer afer
Lineage: Eukaryota; Metazoa; Chordata; Mammalia; Tubulidentata; Orycteropodidae
Gene: NEIL3
Product: nei like DNA glycosylase 3
Biological process (GO): base-excision repair
Cellular component (GO): nucleus
Molecular function (GO): DNA-(apurinic or apyrimidinic site) endonuclease activity; DNA N-glycosylase activity; damaged DNA binding
Source: RefSeq, a predicted model, not a curated record
AUGGUAGAAGGACCGGGUUGUACCUUAAAUGGAGAGAGGAUUCGUGCGCAAGUGGUCCCGGGCCAGACAGUGAUGGACGUGCGGGGAAGCGCUCUUCAAGGCCUGGAGGACCCGGGGUUGCCACACGCAGUCUCUGUGGUUGUGAGUUCUUCUCACGCUGCUGCACUGAAUAAUAAAGAUUCCAGACAGAAUUUCUUGACACUGGUUCAUGGAUAUGCUUAUAGUGGUGUGGAAACUUUGGGAAAGGAGCUCUUUAUGUACUUUGGGCCAAAAGCUUUAAGGAUUCACUUUGGAAUGAAAGGCUCCAUCUUGAUUAAUCCACCUCAGUAUAGAAAUAAAAAUGGAGUAGUUCCUGUUUUUGAAGUGCAACUCACCAAAGAUUUGAUUUGUUUCUUUGAUUCAUCGGUAGAACUCAGAAACUCAAUGGAAAGCCAACAGAAAAUAAGAAUGAUGCAAGAAUUAGAUGUGUGUUCACCUAAAUUUAGUUUCUCAAGAGCAGAAAGUGAAGUUAAAAAGCAGAAAGAUCGGAUGCUAUGUGAUGUGCUAAUGGAUCAGAAAGUGUUGCCUGGGGUAGGAAACAUCAUCAAAAAUGAAGCUCUCUUUGACACUGGUCUUCACCCAUCUGUUAAAGUUUGUCAGUUAACUGAUGAACAGAUCUUUCACCUUGUGAAAAUGAUACGUGAUUUCAGCAUUCUCUUUUACAGGUGCAAUAAAUCAGGAUCUGCUGUCUCUAAACAUUAUAAGGUUUAUAAGCGUUCUAAAUGUGGUCAGUGCCACUGCAGAAUAAUUGUGUGUCGCUUAGGGGAAAAUAACAGAAUGACAUAUAUCUGUCCUCAGUGUCAAAAAGAAAAUCCUCAACAUGUUGAUGUAAGAAAGCUGCCAUCUAGAAAUACUGUCAUGAGUUGGACAUGUAGCAGGAGGGAUGUUAUGGAGUCUGUGGCUCGGAAAUCUGAAGAGCAGUGGACGUGUAUGGUCUGUACACUAAUCAAUAAGCCUUCUUCUAAGGCAUGUGAUGCUUGCUUGACUUCAAGGCCAAACGAUUCAGUACCUAAGAAUGAAGAAAAUUCUAUUGCCUUUAAUAACUUAGUGAAGUAUCCUUGUAAUAACUUUGGAAAACCAAAUACAGAAAUGAAGAUCAAUAGGAAAACUGCUUUUGGAACUACAACCCUUGUCUUGACUGAUUUUAGCAAUAAAUCCUGUACUUUGGAAGGAAAGAAAAGCCAAAACCAGAUACUAGAUGGGGAAUUUCAAAACUCUCCUCUCACUAAUGUUUGUUUUAGUGAUACAGAGCACCCCUCCAAAGAGAGAACGAACUAUAUAACUCAACUAUCUAACAAAGUAAACAUAUCACCAACGGUCGGCUCUCAGUCUAAAUUAUUUAGCCCAGCACAUAAAAAAUUGAAAACAGCCCACUCAUCACCAGAUCUCAAAAGUUGUAAGCUUGGAUUUUCAAACAGUGAACUUCCAAUUAAUGUGACAGAUGGUGCUUGUGCAUUAAACGCUGGCAGUCGUCGCUGCAGUAUACACAACCGCCUCUGCGUUCUCCGAAUUGUAAGGAAGGAUGGUGAAAACAAGGGCAGGCGGUUUUAUGCUUGUCCUCUACCUAGAGAAGCGCAAUGUGGAUUUUUUGAAUGGGCAGAUUUGUCCUUCCCAUUCUGCAACCACGGCAAACGCUCCAUCAUGAAAACAGUAGUGAAGAUUGGACCUAAUAAUGGAAGGAAUUUUUUUGUGUGUCCUCUUGGGAAGGGAAAACAGUGCAAUUUUUUCCAGUGGGCAGAAAAUGGAUCAGGAAGAGAAAUUAUUCCAGAAUGCUAAUAUUUUUUUCUUCUGUAAAAUCUCUGACAUUUACGCUCUCUAAGCUGUGUAUAAUGUUUAGUGCCCUUUUAUUUAGUAGAAGGUUAUAAAAUAUACAUAGUACACUGUGAAGUUACUG